This is a messenger RNA of Miscanthus lutarioriparius, 1767 nucleotides long. NCBI's taxonomy places the organism in Eukaryota, Viridiplantae, Streptophyta, Magnoliopsida, Poales, Poaceae. The record is from the annotation of a GenBank genome assembly.
AUGGCGGGGCUCCCGCUGGCCGCCGUCGCCUUCCAACUGUGCCUCCUCGCGUCGUCGUCGUCUGCUCUUCGGCCGGCGACAACCGCGAGCGAGAGCGGCGGCGGCAGCCGUGCCGGCAGGACCGCCUACCACUUCCAGCCCGCCAAGGACUGGCAGAACGGGCCGAUGUACUACAACGGCAUGUACCAUUUCUUCUACCAGUACAACCCGCACGGCGCGCUCUGGGACAUCGGCAACCUCUCGUGGGGCCACUCCGUCUCCGGCGACCUCGUCAACUGGGCCGCCCUCCACACGGCGCUGGACCCGACGUCGCCCUUCGACGCCAACGGCUGCUGGUCGGGCUCCGCCACCAUCCUCCCCGGCGGCACGCCGGCCAUCCUCUACACGGGCAUCGACGCCAAUGGAGAGCAGGUGCAGAACGUGGCGUUCCCGAGGAACCCGGCCGACCCGCUCCUCCGCGAGUGGGACAAGCCCAGUCGCAACCCCGUCAUCCCGCUCCCCGCCGACGUCCCCGGCGACAAGUUCCGGGACCCCUCCACGGCGUGGCUCGGCCACGACGGGCUGUGGCGCGUCGCGGUGUCCGCCGAGGUCCGCGGCGUGGCGUCCACGCUCGUGUACCGGAGCGCGGACUUCCUCCGCUGGGAGCGCGCCACCACCGCGCCGCUGCACGCCUCACGCGCCGCGGGCAUGGUGGAGUGCCCGGACCUGUUCCCGGUGCUUGAGCGCGGUGAUAACGCCGGGCUUGACGCGUCGGCGAGCGGCGACGGGGUGCGGCACGUGCUGAAGCUCAGCGUGAUGGACACGCUCCAGGACUACUACAUGGUGGGGCGGUACGACGACGCGGCCGACGCGUUCGUGCCGGCGGAGCCCGAGCGCGGCGACGACGUGCGCGCCUGGCGGCGGCUGGACUACGGCCACGUGUACGCGUCCAAGACCUUCUUCGACGAGCGCCACGGCCGGCGCGUGCUGUGGGCGUGGGCCAACGAGUCUGACAGCCAGGCCGACGACGUCGCCAAGGGCUGGUCCGGCGUUCAGACGUUCCCGAGGAAGCUGUGGCUGGACGAGGACGGGAAGCAGCUGCGGCAGUGGCCGGUGGAGGAGAUCGAGACGCUGCGGAGGAAGCUUGUCGGCCUGCGCCGCGGCACGGUGCUGAGCGCCGGAGGCAUGAACGAGAUCGUCGGCGUCGCGGGCUCGCAGGCCGACGUGGAGGUCGAGUUCAAGGUCCCGAGCCUGGCGGGGGCCGAGGCGCUGGACCCCAACUGGCUGCUGGACCCGCAGAAGCUGUGCGGGGAGAAGGGCGCGUCGGUGCCCGGCGGCGUCGGGCCGUUCGGGCUCGUCGUGAUGGCCUCCGGCGACCUGCGGGAGCACACCGCCGUCUUCUUCCGGGUGUUCAGGCACCAUGGCAGGUACAGGCUUCUCAUGUGCACCGACCUGACGAGGUCGACCACGAGGGCCGGCGUGUACAAGCCGCCGUACGGAGGAUUCGUGGACUUCGACAUUGACGAGCACGAGAGCAUCAAUUUGAGAACCCUGAUUGAUCACUCGGUGGUGGAAAGCUUCGGAGCUGAAGGGCGGAUGUGCAUCACGGCUCGAGUGUACCCUGAGCACGCGGAGACGAGCAACAGCCACUUGUUCGUGUUCAACAAUGGCACGGGCACGGUGGAAGUGUCCAAGCUCGAGGCAUGGGAGCUCGCCGCGGCGACCGUGAAUGCUGUUGGGGAUGACGGCUUGGUUGUGUCGCAAUCUAAAGACGAAAGCCAACCGUGA